Dibothriocephalus latus is the source of this 855-nucleotide messenger RNA. The record is from the annotation of a GenBank genome assembly. NCBI's taxonomy places the organism in Eukaryota, Metazoa, Platyhelminthes, Cestoda, Diphyllobothriidea, Diphyllobothriidae.
CUGUACUUCCUUGUAGCCUCUGUACGCACCAGAUGGAGUUCAAGACGGAGUUCAAGGCGGAGAUUUUCGGCCCAUGCAAGGAGCACUAGCGCGGCUAGUUGUCCCACACCAAACCUACCUAAUGGGACACCUGAGAACACCACCGCCGCCGAGGGCAAAAUCCCCGGUUCCGCCAGGCCGGAAAGCGUAGACCGGAAACUUGAAGAGCCGACGGACAAUGAGACGCGUUUUGUCACUCAGAGCACUGUCGGCGGCCCAGUUGAGGCCUCUUUUAACAAGAGUUUGAGCGUCCUCGUCGAGACCUUCUACAAGGCAGCCCUUUUCGACACCAGUGACCCGAACUCGCUAAUUACUCCGCUCGAUAAAGCUCAUCUCUUCUCUAAUAUCCAGGAUAUCCAUGCCACCAGCACAGGGUUGCUACUUGAUCUGGAAGAUCUUUUUGAAGCGGAUCCAACAAUGAAGAGCAUUUGUGACAUCCUGUUCGACUACUCAGAAAAGAAGCUCACCUAUUACAUCACCUACGUGAGGAAUCAGAGCUACCAAGUCAAAACCCUCGAGAAGAUCCGCACCUGCUCAGUUAAUGGCAUAAUGGCAGUCAGUCGAAGGUGUGUUUCUGCGGCUAUUCGACUGGCGCCCUGGAGUCAGAAUCCGUUUUAUCGUCGUCUUCCCGUCUGCAAUGGUCUCGACUUGAACUCCUUCCUGAUUCUUCCGAUGCAGCGAGUUGUUCGAUUACGACUCCUGGUGACCGCGGUUCUAAAAUACACACCAAAAUCCUCCCAGGCCUAUCACAGCGGUCUCUUGGCUCUAGCUUCCCUGGAAAAUGUACGUGCAGUAAACUUUAUCCAAGACUUUUGA